Messenger RNA from Grammomys surdaster, 7396 nucleotides. RefSeq names its product USP6 N-terminal like (gene Usp6nl). The transcript is spliced from 15 exons. The record is from RefSeq and is a predicted model, not a curated record. Bases 303 to 2765 code for a protein of 820 amino acids. NCBI's taxonomy places the organism in Eukaryota, Metazoa, Chordata, Mammalia, Rodentia, Muridae.
GGGGGCCGUUUCCAUAGCGGCGGCGGCAGGAGGUGUCGCGCCGGGGAACUUCCUGGUUCCCGGGCUCGGCUUUGCCCGGAGCCUCCUGGAAGGGAAACAAUGGGGCGGAGGGCACUGCGGUAGCCGCCGCCACCGCCGCCGCCGCCGCCGCCGCGCCGGACCCUCUCGGCCUCCCGCGACUGGCCGCUGCCGCCGCCGCCGGGACCGUUUGGAGAACAGGAUAUGUAUUCCUCUGAGAAACCCUGGACAGCAGAUUUUGGUUUAAUACUGGAUUGGAACAAUACACAGAGACAUUUGCAGUCAUGAAUACGGACCAGGAUGUAGCACUCAAACUUGCUCAGGAACGAGCUGAAAUAGUUGCUAAAUAUGACAGAGGACGGGAAGGUGCAGAGAUCGAGCCCUGGGAAGAUGCUGAUUAUCUUGUUUACAAAGUCACCGAUAGAUUUGGCUUUUUACAUGAGGAAGAGCUCCCGUAUCACAAUGCAGCUGCGGACCGGCAAAAGCAGUUGGAAAUCGAAAGGACUUCCAAGUGGCUGAAAAUGCUGAAAAGAUGGGAGAGGUACAAGAACACCGAGAAGUUUCAUCGACGAAUUUACAAAGGAAUUCCACUCCAGCUCCGAGGUGAAGUCUGGGCCCUGCUUCUUGAGAUCCCUAAAAUGAAAGAAGAAACAAGAGACCUUUAUAGUAAAUUAAAACACAGAGCACGGGGUUGUUCCCCUGAUAUCAGACAGAUAGACCUUGACGUGAACCGCACAUUCAGGGACCACAUCAUGUUUAGAGACAGAUACGGUGUUAAGCAACAGUCCUUAUUCCACGUCCUCGCUGCUUAUUCUAUCUACAAUACGGAAGUCGGCUACUGCCAAGGGAUGAGCCAGAUCACAGCUCUGCUGCUUAUGUACAUGAAUGAGGAAGACGCCUUCUGGGCCCUGGUGAAGCUCUUCUCAGGCCCCAAGCAUGCUAUGCACGGUUUUUUUGUCCAAGGCUUUCCUAAACUUUUGAGAUUUCAAGAACAUCAUGAGAAAAUUCUGAACAAAUUUUUGUCCAAACUUAAGCAACACUUGGAUUCUCAAGAAAUCUACACAAGUUUUUACACAAUGAAAUGGUUUUUUCAGUGUUUUCUUGACCGAACUCCCUUCAGGCUGAACCUCAGGAUUUGGGACAUCUAUAUCUUUGAAGGAGAGCGAGUUCUUACUGCGAUGUCUUACACAAUCUUGAAACUACACAAAAAACAUCUCAUGAAGUUGUCUAUGGAAGAACUUGUAGAAUUUCUUCAGGAGACUCUUGCCAAGGAUUUUUUCUUCGAGGAUGAUUUUGUAAUAGAGCAACUUCAGGUUUCUAUGGCAGAACUGAAGCGAGCAAAGUUAGAUCUCCCAGAACCCGGUAAGGAAGAUGAAUAUCCAAAGAAACCCUUGGGGCAGCUUCCACCUGAGUCUAACUCUGCUUGUAUUAAUCACCUGAGCAACGGACAAAGAAGUGUUGGCAGGCCCAGCCCCAAAAUAAGCAGCAGGAAAGAAGAUGGGUCGCCUCACAAAAAACACGAGCAUUCUCCUGCCCAUCACAGCAGAAAUGGCAUGCCAGAAAGAGUCGGGCAAUCAAGACGGAAGUCCGUGGAUGAGGAUAGUAAAAAUCUGAAGCAUGAGGGAGAUUUUCAGAGAAAAUCUUCCCCGGGUACACAGGACAGUUCCAGGCACUAUAACCAUGCAGCUGCUAACCAAAAUAGCAAUGCAAUUUCAAACAUCAGGAAGGAAUUUAUGCCCAAAUGGAGAAAACCAUCAGAUGCCUCAGCUAUUGAAAGAACUGCUAAAUACGCCAUUGAAGGCAAAAGUCACUCAGUGCUUCCCGCUCUUCCUGUCACCAUCCCGAGUUCUACUGAGACCCGAUUGUCAAAUUCGAGGCAAAAGAUGAAGGCUUUUGAUGGGGGGGACGGGAAGCGGGGUUCCAACGCUUCCCAGUAUGACAACGUGCCUGGAGGUGAGGGUGAGCAUGGAGCAUCUGCGGAAGAGGGACUGGAGCGAACUCACCCUCACAGCCCAAGGAAGCACCCUGAGCCAAGUCCUAGUCCGCCAAAAGCACCCAACAAGUUUACGUUUAAAGUGCAGCCUCUCAGCCAUGGCCGAUACCCAUCCCAGCUAGAGGAGGACCUCAGAGCUGCGCAGCCACCCUCCUACAGCAACCCCCCUGGCUACCGUGCGAAUUCUCCAAGACACAUCCCUACUGCUCACAGUGGCUUUGUGUCAGCACAGAUCAGCCCUGGGCCUCAAAUUAAUCCUUCCAGGAGACCUUAUGGUUCCUCUCUUUCAGUUGACACUUCUCCAGAGAAAGCUUACGGCCGCCCAACUCCUAUUGUUCUGCCCUCUAGUCGAAUUGAAGUCCUUCCCAUUGACAUCGGUGCCAGGGGGUACGGCAGUUCAGGGUCACCAAAGAACGGAAAGUUCAUCCUUCCUCCAGUGGACUAUUUGCCAGAGAACAGAAAAUGGUCAGAAGUUAGUUACACAUACAGACCAGAGAUGCACGGUCAAUCAUGGACUCAGGAUGCUAACCGUAGCCACUUAAGCAAUUUACCAAAAUAUGCAGCCUUUCAGCACAUACCUUUUCAGGACCAUGGCCUUCCAGAAGUGUCUGUAGACAGUCCAGUGAGAUAUAAGACUUCACCAGCUGUGGAAGCUGCCAGUCCUCCUGGGUACCCAUAUUCAGGUCCCUCACCUUCGGCACAUCAAUACAGAAAUCGAGAGGGACUUUCUGUUCAAGAAUCAGUGUUGCUGUGAUAGUGUGGCUGUACUCACUGACAACAAGAGAAUAGAACCCGUAUGAUACCCACAUUGCUAUGUUUAUAAUUGCCAAAGCAGUAUUUUUUAUAUUGUGAACACUUGCGCAGCUCAGUGUGUGUCAGUGAUGAGGGUGUGGGAAUGCAUCAUCCUGUGCAGAGGCUGCUGAAGAAGAGGGAGUCGGUGCAUCCUGGCUGAACCUUUAAUAGAGUAGCCUGGAGCCAGCAGUAGCAUUCAGGGCUGCACACACAGCAGGGUUCUUUAUGCUGUCCCCUUCAUAUUUUCCCCCUAGACCCGUUGGGUUCUGACUACUGUUAGAAAGCACUGAGACACUAUAGAGCAGAUACUCUGAGGACUGGCCCUCACCUUUGAAUAGACGAGGCAAGCACCUGUGCAUAUAGAUUUUGGUUUUAAAACCACCUUUAAUGUAGAUCCAUGGAAUAACAGUGAUUUUUUUUUUUACUCCUUAUCUGUCUGCUCACCCUGCCCCAUCAUAUUUUAAUUCAGGUUCUAAACUGAAACUGACUAAAGUUUGUCCUGACUUUAUGAGUCCAGCGCCUUACAGAGUAUCAUGCUCCUCAAGUUCCUGCCAUUUUGUCUCCUCCUGAAAGUUAAAGGCUGUGGGGAAAGUCUCACCUCUCGAUGGUGCCUAAAUGAGAGUCAGUUAGCCGAAGUGAGCGGCUGCACAUCUCCAAGUGUCUUGGUGCGGCUGUGCCCUGGGCUCUGGCCAGGUGAGGGACGAGCUGGAAGUCAGACCUGGCAGUGCCCUAGGCAGUAGAAGGUUGCUUUUCACAGUCAUUGGAAAGCAGCUUUAACCGUAAAGGAAGGCUGCUUCUCACUCUGCUUCCGGUUCUCGCAGGCCCUAGGGGACCAUUCACACAGUCUUUUCUGGCACUCAGUCUUCACAGAGUGGAGUGGAUGGAUACUGCUACACUUACUGGGCCAUUCCAUUAUCCCUGUCAAAGUUGGGGAAAAUACCCUAAUGAUUAAUAACUAUCUAGAAUUUUGAUCUUUGUAAAAAAUCGGGGAGAAAGGUAGUUUGUUUCGUAGUUUUGGAAUUUUUUUCAGUGAAAAAUAAUUGUAGUUCAUGGUUUUUUUUAAAAAGGUGAUUAUUCCUUUUAUGCUGUCACACACUACUGUCACCAAGACACUGACAAAGUGCUGGAUUCUCCAAGAGCAAUGGCUGUGUCUGUGUAAAUGCUCGUCCACCGUUACCCUCUUGUAUCUGAAUAUCAGAAACUAGAAAGUCCAACAGUGACGCCCCCCACUGCUUCAUGGUGGGGUCCUAAGCUUUUGCAGUACAAAAAUAUGUCUUCAUGAAAGUAACAGUGUUUAUCUAGCAAACGUGACAAUAUUUUUAUGUAUAUAAUGAUUCUAAUGUAAUUUAAUUAACAUGGUAAUGAUGUUAUUAAGUGUGGAAGCAAAUGCAGUAUAUUAAAGGUGAACACCACACUGAAACUCCCAACUCCUGACAAAACGACCAGGCUCUUGAUUUAGAUCAUGUGGAAGGUGAGAAAUAAAUGUAUAUAGACAAGUAGCUGAGGAUAUUAGUUUCAGUUCUUAAAGUAUGACUCUGUGACUUGUAAGGAACCAAGCUGUACAGUUUAGCUCAUGAUGGCAGCAUCUAUGCCUCUGCAGAAAGUAUAUAUCAUAGUGGUAAAUUAUGUAGAUUAUAUAUAUAUAUAUAUGCAAUAUAUAUGGAUACACUAUUUUCUUAUGUCAUCUAUGGCAUUUUUUUUAAUCUGUAUACUUUUUGAUGUGAUUGUUUUUAACAUGCUAAAAGUAAUCUGUAUAUUUUGUUCUGUGUCUUCUGUGUGCAGCCUGCCCGUGGAGGUGCUGCAUCCUGGGGCCUGCAGGGCCCGGCAGAUGUGCCACAUGCUCACCGGCAGCAUUUACACACGCUGCAGUUCUCUACUCGCAUUCUCAGUGAGACCGUGUUUAGAACCAUGUCACCUUUCCUUGGCUUAAGCAUUACUAAUGGCAGCAAAGUCUUCCCCUCUAUAAGACGUAUCUCUGUUAGCGUCAAGUAGGAAAUUUUAAUUUAAAAUUAUUUUGCCACUAUACAACUUUAUUUUAAAUUUAUUUUUAAAUAAAAGAAAUGAUAAGAGAAGUAAUAUUGACAAAGUGAUUUAAGAUAUAUUUAUAGAAAAUGAUCGCUAAGGACGGUCCGGGCAGAGCAGCCAGUCUUAAGAAGGAGUCCUGCUGACCUUUACUUAACUAGUAAACUUAAGGGGUGUUUGUUUGUUUGUUUGUGUUGUUUUUGUUUUCAGUGGGGAGUUUGUUUGUUUGUUUGUUUUGUUUUUAAUUCUCAAGUCUCACCCCAGACCACUUAAAUCAUACCUUGGAUAAAAGGCAGGCAUCAGAGAAGCAUCUUCCCCUUGUGUCUUAAUGCUGUCAUCUUGAAUCUCUCUCUAAGAAAAAUGUCCACCAAGUUGUCUUAUGUUUCUACUGUGGGAUGUUUGAAAGUGCUUUGUUGUUGUUGUUAUUUCGGUUUCUGUAGACAGAGUCUUGCUAUAUAUCCCUGUCUGACCUUACUAUGUAGACCAGGCUAACCUUGAAAUUGAGCUGCCCCUCCCUUAGCCCCCAGAGCACUGAGGUUACAGGCAUGCACCUCCCAUCUAGCUCAGCUCAGGGUUGUUGUGUUGUGGGGUUUGAUUGUCUUGUUUCAGUGGUGGAGACAACAUGUGGUCUCAAACGCAGACACUGUUGGUGAACUAGCAUUUCAAAUUCUCUGUAGGUCAGAAGUUUAAGAGCUCAUAAGUGAAGUCAGGCAAGUGAGGAAGAAGUCCAUGGGCAGCAACGUUAUCAGCUGUCUGAGUUUUAAGAUUUCUGCUAGUCACAGCUGAAUAGCUUCAAGGAAGGAGAUGUGACCCUCUCACCUCCAGCCGCUUACACCAUCCCUGCAAAGUAGACAGAGCCUUCAGAUGGCCAUUACUGCCACUGUUCUGCUUUUCAACCCAGCUAUUCAAGCCCUUAUCAGUGAGAAGACCCUGCCCUGCCUUCAUUAGGACAGUCAAUACUAAGCAGCCAGAACUCACAGGGACUGUGUUUCCACACUUGAGAACAUGAGAAGACUGUUUUGAGUCCACAGGUAAUCAUAAACAGUUGCCAUCCUAACAUCUUCCUGAAUCUUGUAAUGUGUAAGCAUGGAACAUCUGUCUCUUUUGAGCUGUAAUUUCAGUGUUUUGUGGGUUUGGUCUGUUUUCUUACUAGAACUUCUUCUCUAGAAUUGUUGCUGUUUUAUUCUCUGUCAUCAGGGCUAUUUUCUACAUACCCUGAGCCUUGAAACCUGCUCUACCAUUGGAGGAGAGGACAGUUGGGGUUGGCUUACAGUUCUAGGCUGUUGGGUGAGUUGGAGAAUUGGGGCCAGCAUCCCAUCAGCAGAUUUCAUGAGUCAGUUUCAGUUUAGUGCCAAAGCAACCUCUGUUGGGAGCUGUGGGACUUGAGGAUUGGGACUUGACAGGUGCCAUCAUCUGAUAGACAUUUGGUUAUCCAGAGAGCAUUGGUAAUUUGCCAACAAGUUUGGGUGCAAAGCCACCAGAGAGUACAUGCUCUGGAGAAGAUGGCCAAGCAGAGCAGUCACCCAUGAGAAAGGGCAGCAGUGUUCUGUGUGUCUGUUAGUCUGGCUGUGUGGGCUAGAAGCUGUCAGGUCUGCAUGGUAGGCUGAGUUUGCUGUCCAAUGGUUGUGUGACUUUGGGCAAGUCCCAAUUUCCUUCCUGGCCUCACUGUCUUUAGCUUUAAUGUGGGCAUUUAAGAGGUACGGGUGGAAGAGAAGACAAUUCUCAUCUGAUUGAGUGACAGGAGAGUUAACAGUGAUAGUGGUUUGAGCUUUGUGUCAGUUGCUAGUCUAAGGUCUGGUAUACACCGUGAUGUUACAAACUCCUGUCUUCCUGAAGUUUCCAUUCUGACCCACUUCCUUCUCUCUAAACUGAAGGUGGUGUUUUUGUUUUUGUUUUCUGAUUGAUGCGUUUUUUUCCUAAUUCCUAGGAUUGAGUUGAUUGGUCAGAAGUGUUUGGUUCAGUGUCAUGUACUAAUACAUUGUUAUCUGUAAUUACAUGUCACAGCACUAGGCUUUAGUGGCCAGGAGGGAUUUGACCUUGUUCCCUUGGGGUUGAGAGUCUAGUGAGCAGCGCUGGGGUAAAGGCAGUCAACUUGCAUGUGCUACAAGACAGGAGAAGCAAGCUAGUAUGUCUUGAGAUGGCGCCAGCCUCUCACGCAUGGUGGCUGGGUUGGUGGCGUACAAUGCAGCAGACCUGCCCUCCGAUGUAUGGCUGCAAAGUCUGUUUGGAUUUGACCAGGGGGAGUACAUGCCGGCCUACUGUGUCUCCCUAGAGCCACAGUCAGAUCACUUUGCUUGCAGGCACAAACAGGAGGUGGCAGGCCCCUUGAAGGUUUGGAUGGGAUGAGAUGGACAGUUACUGUAAUGAAGGACAAAGUGAACCAGGAACGAGGAGGAGGAGGAAGAGGAGGAAGAAGAGGAGGAGGAGGAGGAGGAGGGGGAGACAGACAGUGCUAAGGAGGGACCGCUUUGCCUGCUGCUGCAUUCUCAAGGCUCUCUACAGGUUGUCCCUUGCUUCUGGUCUAGUUCUCUCUUGUACUCAGAAGUAUUAAACACUGAUGAUUAAACCUUC